AAACAUAACGAGGUAAAUUACUCGGAGGCUCCUGUCAGAUGGAUGUAGCUGAAGCUCAGGGUGCUAUCUUCAGUCUGCUGGGACAGGUGUCCCCCGGUGUCCUGCCCAAGGUUAUCCAGUGGCUGAAAACCAGCAGUGAAAUAGAAGAGCUAACAACAAGCAAUGCAGAUGUUCUCCUCCACAAUAUUGCGGACGAUUUGCGAAACUGCUUGCCAGUGGAGGCGAUGGUGAUAUCUGAGAAACAAGCCCAGGAAAAUAUUCAAAGGCUCCAGAAGCCGACCCUUCAUGUAGAUGCCUUUCUUUAUAACGAUGAGGCAAUUGACUCAUUAUGUGAAGAAGGAAAGAUGAGCCGUAAUUACUGUACGUCAUGUGGUUCUACAAAAACAGCUCCACUAGACUUUCUUUCACAUUCUUUCUCCAUUUUGGAACUCAAGUUUCUUUUCCAGCAUGCCUUACCUGAUCUGAGUGGGAAGACUUUAUUGGAUGUGGGCUCAAGGCUUGGAGCAGUGCUAUACGCGGGUUAUGUUUACAGUUCAGCCAGUAAAUUGCAAGGAAUAGAAAUCAAUGCUGAAUUCUGUGAGCUGCAAGAGAAAAUCAUAACUAAGUAUCAUUUUUCUGACAGAAUUCAGGUUAACCAUUCAGAUAUUUGCAGUCAGAAGUCUCUUCUUCACCAAGCUGAUGUGGUUGUACUAAAUAAUGUGUUUGAAUACUUUCUGAGCAAAGAGGAACAAAUAAAGGCCUGGAUAUUUAUGUAUGAAAACUUAAGGAAGAAAGGAUGCCUUGUAGUCACAGUACCUAGCUUAAAGGAAUCAUUCAGCAAACUCCAGAUAAAUAUGCAGCUAAGUCAGUGGUUAGAAGAAAUUGAACUGGAUACAGAUAUCUUCUUAGGACCAGAGACGGACCAAGAGGCUCUUAGUGACAUUCAUUUGUAUCGAGUCCUAUAGAAGAAGAAGCUAACGUUUUUGUUUCUGUCACCAAACAGCAGUAAAUAUAUUAAAUCCGUACGAGUGGAUAUCUGCAGACUGACUUUUAUGUAUCAGCCAGGCACCUUGAAAACCUGUUUAAAAUAAACAUACUGUAUUU
Messenger RNA from Bufo bufo (common toad), 1083 nucleotides. RefSeq lists its product as uncharacterized. The coding region runs from base 39 to 944 and encodes 301 amino acids. The record is from RefSeq and is a predicted model, not a curated record. Gene Ontology annotation, molecular function: methyltransferase activity. The transcript is spliced from 8 exons. Lineage: Eukaryota; Metazoa; Chordata; Amphibia; Anura; Bufonidae.